Artibeus jamaicensis (Jamaican fruit-eating bat) is the source of this 4322-nucleotide messenger RNA. It is a transcript of the gene MTRF1, whose product is annotated as mitochondrial translation release factor 1. Bases 142 to 1587 code for a protein of 481 amino acids. The record is from RefSeq and is a predicted model, not a curated record. Gene Ontology annotation, biological process: translational termination. NCBI's taxonomy places the organism in Eukaryota, Metazoa, Chordata, Mammalia, Chiroptera, Phyllostomidae. Gene Ontology annotation, molecular function: translation release factor activity. The transcript is spliced from 11 exons.
AGCCGGGAAUCAGUGCUAAUCCGGAAGAAGUUAUCAAGGAAGUGAAAGUGAUUCCGUGCCUCUCCGGCUGAACUGUAGCGAGUUAGAGAAGGUUCCGCCUAAGUAAGGAAAGCUGACUUCUUUUUCAUUGUAGAUGCUGAGAUGAAUCGUCACAUCAGUGUUUGGCUUUUUAGACAUCUGCCCCUUUACUGCCAAUGCCACAUGUACCCCCUUUUUCAUCAGUUUACACGGAUGUAUCUUGAUACACAACGGUGGGGUUUUAGACAAAACUGGAAUCACAUUCUCCAGCCGUUAAGUAAGAAUUGCUCCAGGAGAUACUGUCAUCAAGACACCAGGAUGCUCUGGAAGCAUAAAGCACUACAGAAAUAUAUGGAGGACCUGAAUAAAGAGUACCAAACACUUGAUCGGUGUUUGCAGCAUAUCUCUGUGAAUCAAGGGGACCAAAGGCCCUUGAAUCAAAGACAUGCCGAGUUGGCACCACUUGCAGCCAUUUACCAAGAGAUUCACAAGGCCGAACAAGCGAUUGAAGAGUUAGAAUCAAUGUGUAAAAGUCUAAGUAAACAAGAUGAAAAGCAGUUACAAGAACUUGCAUUGGAAGAGAGGCAAACCAUUGCUCAAAAAAUCAAUGUGUUAUACAGUGAGCUUAUCCGGAAUCUAGUGCCAAAGGAGAAAUAUGACAAAAAUGAUGUUAUUUUAGAGGUGACAUCUGGAAGAACUACUGGAGGUGAUAUUUGCCAACAAUUUACUCGUGAAAUAUUUGACAUGUACCAAAAUUAUUCAGGCUAUAAACACUGGAAAUUUGAACUUCUGAAUUAUACACCUGCUGAUUAUGGUGGGCUACAUCACGCAGCUGCCCGAAUUGCUGGUGACAAUGUCUAUAAGCAUUUGAAGUAUGAAGGUGGGAUUCACCGAGUUCAGCGAAUCCCUGAGGUGGGCCUGUCGUCAAGGAUGCAGCGUAUUCACACGGGAACAAUGUCGGUUAUUGUCCUCCCUCAACCAGAUGAGGUAGAUGUGAAAGUGGACCCCAAGGAUUUGCGAAUAGAUACAUUUCGGGCCAAAGGAGCAGGAGGCCAGCAUGUUAAUACAACUGAUAGUGCUGUCAGACUUGUCCAUGUCCCCACAGGGCUUGUAGUAGAAUGCCAACAAGAACGAUCACAGAUAAAAAAUAAAGAAAUAGCUCUGCGUGUGUUGAGAGCCAGACUCUACCAGCAGAUUAUUGAAAAAGACAAAUGUCAACAACAAAGUGCUAGAAAACUGCAGGUGGGAACAAGAGCCCAGUCAGAGAGAAUUCGGACGUAUAAUUUCACCCAGGAUAGAGUCACUGACCACAGGAUAGCAUAUGAAGUUCGUGAUAUUAAGAUCUUGAUGGAACUCUUCUGUUCUUAUGUGAGCAUGCUCCUGACCCAGGGCAAUAACCCAAUUUGUUUGGGAGGAUUUCCAGACAAGCCCCAACCAAUGAGUUCCUUCAUGAAGUUUCUAUGUGGGGAGAAGAACCUGGAUGAGCUGAUUCAGAGACUGCUUCAAUCAGCAGACGAAGAAGCCAUUAUUGAAAUUUUGGAUAAAAACCUUAAAUCAACAAGAUGCUGAUUUAUUAUUACAUAAAUAAAAUGGACCUAUGACAAGAAGCUGACUGAGACAUGGAAAUCUUAGAGAAUGUUCUUAAAGAACAGUUAAAAAUACACAGUACUCACAAAUGUAUUUUUUAACGAAUUGAAUCAUAUUUCUUGACCUAAGAGUUUAUUUUAGGUUUUUGUAAAGUAAAAUUUAACUCUUCAAGGAAAAAACAAACACGCAUAAUUGAAAAGAGAAAUAAGGUCUUCAGAAUUAGGUCAUUUUGGACAGGUCACUUGUUCUUUUUAUAGACCCUUUUUUAAAAACCAUCUAUAAAUUUAAACACAUUUUUCAUCUAUUACUUUAGGACUUCAUAACAUGGGAAAGUUUAGUGAUGAGAAGAACUAUGAACUUCUUUGUAAGCCCCUACUUAAAGACAAAGUGUUGUUAAUUCUGUUACAGCUAGGGCUAAACUUGCUACUUUUCAAUAAAAAAACUAAGUUGUGAAGAAUGUGAGUCAAUAGCUGUAGGGGACCGGCUUGUUUUGGUCUGGCAAAUGUGACUCAGCUCCGUAUGGAAAACCUGCAGAAGUCAAGUGGUGGGCAGGAGCCAGACCUUCAAACCGAGUUUUCCCAUGGGAAUCAGGCCUAGAAAAUGCAUACAAAUUGUUAUGGCUUGCUCUUGCUAAACCCUGGUCUAAAACAACAAAUGUGUAUUAUCUAUCUUCAAGAUGAUUUCCAAAGCCUGUGUGAAUUUCCCCAAGGACAGAGCUAAUCAGCUUGCCGCCUUUCCCUUCUGCAUAUGUUACUUUCAUUUCCUUGAUUGUACCUAAAAUAUAGACAGUGAUAUUCUACGUAAUAGAUAAUAAAUCCUUCUUUGAUGUGAAACCUGAGAAAAACAAUAAAAGCCUGUCUAGGCAGGGUCAGGGCGCUCUCCUCUUGAGAGAGUGGCCAUGCCGUUUGUUCCCUUUUUCUCCACAGGGUUGCUGUUGCCUGACGCCUCAUCAUCAGUUACAACAUCAGUUACCAGUCUGCUGGUCAGAGUCUGCCACAAAUAACCACGAGUAUCUCUAGGAUACAGAUCAUAAAGCUCUUUGAGAGCUGAAUGAAUUCUGUGCUGUACAAACUGCAAGCCAAAAAUCAAAGUAGAGACUCUGCUUGGCUUCUGUUUCUUAUUGUUCUUUAGCUUAAUUUAGUGAAUAUCAACAGAUGUGGUAUAAAUUGAGUAAUUUACUGCUAUCAGUUUUGUGCACUGAUAUAUAAAACCUAGUCCUUACCUCACAGAGAUUCCAGUUGAGUGAGGAAGCCAGAAUAUAAUCAUACAAAGUGGCAUGGUAUACAGUAGUCCAUAUUGUCCAAAGAGAAGUAUAUUCCAAGGCCCCCAGUGAAUGCCUGAAACCAUGGAUAGUACCAAAUACCUAUAUAGCAGGUCCUCAAAUAAUGUCAUUUUGGUAUAAUGUUGGUGGAGAAAAAAGAAUUGAUUCCUGGCCAAGAACACUGUGUGGAGUUCGCACAUUUCCCCCAUGACUAGGUUUUCUCUGGGUACUCUGAUUUCCUCACACAUCUCAAAGGUGUGCAUGUGAGAUGAACUGGCAUCUAAAUUGUCCUGGUCUGAGUGGGUGUGAGGGUGCCCUGUAGUGGAAAGGUUUCCUGCAGGGGUGGAUGCUCACCUUUCACCCUGGUAUAGGCUCUGGCCUCCUGUGACCCUGAACUGAAAUAAGCAGGCUGGAAAAUUGUAAUCCCUUGUUUUUAUUAAUCUUUCUUAAAUUUAUAUAUAGUUUGUAUUUAUUUCAAUGUUUAAUAUUAGAAGUAUUUUGGGUUUUUAUUUAGAAGUUUGGUGAUGUGUUUAUGACCAGAAAUAUGCUGUAGAAACUUAACUCCUGCUUAUAUCACUUAGCCUAUGAUAAAAUGGUUUUGUCAUAAAUUGUUUCAAUUUGAAGUUUUCAAGAACCUAUUGAUGUUAAGUGAGGACUUACUGUAUAUACUAUUUUUUUCUAUACUUAUACAUAGCUAUAAUAAAGUUUAAUUUAUAAAUUAGGCACAGUGAGACAUUAACAACAACAAUAGUAAAAUAGGACAAUUAUAACAGUAUAUUGUAAUAAAAGUUAUGUGAAUGUCGUCUCUCAAAAGAUCUUAUGGUACCGAACUCACCACUCUUGUGAUGAUGUGAGAUCAUACAAUGCCUGCAUGAUGAGAUGAGUGAGGUGAAUAACAGGCAAUGUCAUGUAGCAUUAGGCUACUAUAAGGGCUACUUGAACAUAAAGCAAUACUUGACAGUCUUAUCUGGUAACCUAGAUGGCUAGGCUAAGUGAGGUAUAAUUUUCACUAAAUUAAAUGCGCACAUCUUCAGAGAUAGUUCAUUCAAUUUGGCAAUUACAUAUACCUGUAACCAUCAGCCCAAUUAAGAAGAGAACAUUUCCAUCACCCCUGAAAGUUUGCUUGUGUUCCUUUCUAAUCAGUCCAGAAAUCCACCAACUCCCACUCCUCCAAUAGUGGCAUACCCUGUUCAGACUUUUGUUCAGAGGAGUUUAUUUUCAUUCUUUAAAAUUUCAUAUAGACGGUCAUACAGUACGUACUCUUGUAUAUCUGGCUUCUUUUGGUCAACACAACAUUUUUGAAAUUCAUUUACAUUAUUGUGUGCAUCAAAGGUUUUUUUUUUAGUAGUAUUACAUGCUAUGAAUAUAACACACCUAAUUUUUAUCAUUCUAUUGAUAUACAUAUGGAUUAUUUUCUGUUUAGGCUAUUAAGAUUAAAGCUACUAUGAAAAUUGUU